GCUUUUGAUAAAUAAUAUAUUGAAUAUAUUAGUAUAUAGCUUAUGAAAUAACACGUGGAACGAUACCAAUGAGUGAGCAUGCAUGGUUGACAGAUGGCAGCUGACGUGUCGUGGUUUCAAAAUCUUUUAAAACUUAUUCACAAAAAUAUGUGUUUGUGUUUCUGUGAUUCUAUGACUUAAAUUGGGAUCUGUUUUGGGGAAGAAGGUGAUAUCUAGAGAGAGAGAGAGAGAGAGAGAGAGAAAUAAAUAUAAUGCAGUCUGCAAUGGAGAAGCUCAGCAAUAUGGGCAGUGUUGCUAAACAGAAACUUACAAUUUGCAGAGCCAAACUCGACGAGAAGGUCAAGAAAUCGACGGCAAAAACGGCGGAGGAGAAGAGGAUUGUGAAGGAGAGGAGGAAGGCGAGGGAGGCGGAGGCGAAGCGGGAGCUGCACGAGGCGAAAGCCAGGCAUGCAGCUCAAAAGCUAAGCAGUAGGAAGCAUUCCCACGUACAUGGUGGCCAUGCACCACUGCCGGUGGAGGGCGGCGCCGCCACUCAUCUAGCCGGAGCAAAUGUUCCUGCUUAUCCUUUACCCAGCCAGGGCUACCGUCCGGCGGGGCACAAAUUUUAACCUACUUUUUUUAGUUUGUUUUUGGCUGGUUUCAUAUU
This is a messenger RNA of Momordica charantia (bitter melon), 646 nucleotides long. RefSeq names its product Late embryogenesis abundant protein, group 1 protein (gene LEA18). Gene Ontology annotation, biological process: embryo development ending in seed dormancy. The record is from RefSeq and is a predicted model, not a curated record. Lineage: Eukaryota; Viridiplantae; Streptophyta; Magnoliopsida; Cucurbitales; Cucurbitaceae.